AUGCAAAAAUUAAUAGAUGAAAGUUAUUCGGAAGAUGUUACUUUUCUAACCAUUAAUAGUCGAAAUUUAGAGGGUCAUUUAGAUUUGAGAAAAUUUAUAAAAUUGGAAAAAUUAGAUUGUCCAGAUAAUAAAUUAACUAGUCUAGAUUUGAGUAAAUGCUCUAAUUUAACUCAUCUUUAUUGUGAUAAUAAUUCAUUCACUGAUUUAGAUUUUCUUAAUCCAGAAAGUGAAAAGGGUUUGCCUCAUCCAGAGAAAUUGAAAGAGUUAUACAUAGGAAAUAACGAAAACCUCGCUAAGCAAAAUUUAAGUUUUUUAAUUCCUUUUACUGGAUUAGAAGAACUAAACAUAGAUAAUUGUCCUUUCGAAAGUAGUUUAGAGUACUUAAAGGGAAUGAAAGUUCUGCGAAGUAUUUCGAUUAGUGGCACUGAUAUUGAUUCUGGUCUAGAAGACUUACCAGCCAGUUGCCAAAUAAUUUACUGUAAUUUUGAUUACCGAUCUAAUAAAAGAUCAAUAAAAAUCCUUAAGGAGAUUGAACUUUUGGAUAAUUAUCAUGAAUUAGUAGGAUUGCUUAAGACAGUUAAAAUUGGUAAGUAUGGAGAAGUAAAUAAAAAACUCGGAAUUUUGAAGAAAAAAACUUAUGAGUUCUUAAAUCAAUAUGAUGAUGAUGGUAACGGAACUAUUGAUAUGUUCGAGUUGCAAAAGGGCAAAGAGGAACUGGCGAAGGAUUUAAAUAAGGAAAAUACAGAAGGAGGUAGUCAAUUAGGAGAAAUUGUCCAAGCUUUACUAAGCCUCGAAAGAGAAAUUAUUGAAUAUCGACAAGGUUCUUCCAAAGAGACUGAAGAGGAAAAUCAUGUCAUUAUGUACAAAAAAAUAAUAAUUGCCGAAAAUAAAAAAGCACCUAUUGAAGAAGUAAGGCAGUUUGAAGUAGUUAAGAAAGAAGAACAAAAAAUAAUUAAAGAUGUAUUGAAUGAGGAGGUAAGAGAGCAUAAAGAAUUAGUGAAAAUAAGCAAAGUAAAUCCUUUUCUCGUUUUAAUAACUGGCGGUGCUGCUUCUGGAAAAUCCACUUUGACACAGAAAAUAAAGGAGAAUUUUGAGCAAAUUUACCAAGAAAAGUUAAUAACCCUCUCGAUUGAUUCUUAUUAUUCUUUUAAAACUCUUUUAUCCGGAAGUCCUGUUUAUUUACCAAUUUAUGAUAAUUCAGAAGAAAAGAGAUUUAUUAGGUCGGAUGUUUUGGUUAACAGUGCUCCAAUCAUUAUUGUAGAAGAAGUAACUGAUGAGAUAAGGUUAACAAGAAGGUUAGCAAGAUAUAAACAAGGAUUAUCUGAGGGUAAAUUUAGUGAACCAAUCGAACAUGAAAUAGAUAGAUUUUAUAAGGGUAGACCAAAAAUAAAUCAAGAAACUUAUAUUGAACCGGUUAAGCAACAUGCUGAUUUAGUGGUUAAUAAUGAUAAUUAUGAAGGGAAUGUAGAAAAGGUGGUUGAGGCAAUAAGAAAAAAAUUAGAAAUUCGCCCAUAA
Ambispora leptoticha is the source of this 1515-nucleotide messenger RNA. The record is from the annotation of a GenBank genome assembly. NCBI's taxonomy places the organism in Eukaryota, Fungi, Glomeromycota, Glomeromycetes, Archaeosporales, Ambisporaceae.